Messenger RNA from Lycium barbarum (goji berry), 3582 nucleotides. Its product is annotated as calcium-transporting ATPase 12, plasma membrane-type-like. Gene Ontology annotation, molecular function: ATP hydrolysis activity; P-type calcium transporter activity; ATP binding. The transcript is spliced from 4 exons. Gene Ontology annotation, biological process: calcium ion transmembrane transport. The coding region runs from base 1 to 3582 and encodes 1193 amino acids. Gene Ontology annotation, cellular component: intracellular membrane-bounded organelle; membrane. The record is from RefSeq and is a predicted model, not a curated record. Lineage: Eukaryota; Viridiplantae; Streptophyta; Magnoliopsida; Solanales; Solanaceae.
AUGGAUGAUCCUGUCCCAGAGGGUGAGUAUCAGGCAGCACGAGAAGAAGGACGUGGUGCUGCCAGAGGACGUGGUGCUGCUAGAGCACCUGGUGGUAGAGGAUACCACCUAGUAGAUGAGGCCACUUCCAUUCCAGAGGUCAUUCCCCCUUCUAGUUCAUCCACAAUCGUUCCAGGCCAGUGGCAACUCAGCUGGACAGUCACAUAUGUUUACGCAGGCGUGCCUACUUGCAAAGAUAUCUGGUAUCUCGUCCAUGAGACUACUAUAUAUUCUGCACCAGGCCCAUCUCAGGAGCCUAUUCAGGCACCCUUCGAUACACAGCAAGAUAAUCCAGUUUUUCCUCUUUCAAAAAUCUAUCAGUUUAUAUAUCGAAGAAAUUUCAAGAAGAUUCUGAACUUACCAAAUUCUCAAACUAGAAACAUCGUCUUCAGUUGCCCAUCGGGAUAUACCAAAAUUAUGUGUGACAUGAUCUUGCAAUCCCUAGCCAGGAAGAGAUGGCGCCUAGCCUUUCACAUUUUCUAUACUGUCAGGGCAUUGCUAUUUACAGCCAGGACGGUUGUGGCUGAAAACAAGAGUGAGCUCUUGAGCAACUUUUCGCGCUCUCAAUCUUAUACAGCAGUUGAUAUCGAACCAGAAUGUUUUUCAAGCAUCAGCAAGCCAAUUUUAGCAAAACUUGUUCGAUUGAGAGACGCUGAACAGCUUGGAAAGCUUGAUGGGGUGGAAGGAUUGUUGUCUGUCCUGAAAGCUGAUGCUGAGAAGGGUAUCCUAGGUGACGUUGCUUCCCGGCGCAAACAUUUUGGGACCAACACAUACAAGAAGCCACAAAUAAAUCCUUCGCAAAUCUCGUUGAAGAACCUCAAAGAUCCCAACAUGAUCAUUGUACUACUAUAUGCUGUUAUAUCCCUUGGUUUUGGCAUCAAAAAGCAUGGGCUGAAAGGAUGUUUAGAUGGGAGCAUCAUAUUAGUUGCUGUGUUUCUUGCCAUCAGUCUCUCUGCUUGUUGUUGUUGGUGGCAUAAACAGCAAAUUUAUGAACUUUGCAGGCCUAUUGAAAGUGUCCUCAUUCCUGUGAUUAGGAACGGGAAAGAUAUGCGUAUUUUAUUAUCUGAAGUAGUUGUUGGAGAUGUCAUUCGCUUGAAAGCUGGAGAUCAAGUCCCUGCUGAUGGGAUAUACAUAGAUCAGCAAUCCCUGCAAAUUGAUGAAUCAACCAUAACAAGGAAAAAUGACAUUGUGGAAGUUAACAAUAGCUGCAACCUGUUCUUGCUAUGUGGUAGCAAAGUCUUGAGGGGUAACGGUCGGAUGCUUGUCACAGCAGUCGGCAUGAAUACAGCAUUGGCAGGAAUCAUAAGUCCAACUUGCUUCAAUCAUGAUCAUAAAUCACUUUUACAGAAGAAACUGCACAAACUGACCUCGCACAUAGCAAAGGUCGGUCUGGCAGCCAGUUCCCUGGUUCUCUUGGUGCUGCUGGUCCGUUAUUUCACAGGAAAUAUGCGAAACAAUGGCAGAAAGUUCUUCGUUGGAGGUAAGACAAGUAUACAAGAUGUAUGGAAAGACCUUAUUGGUAUUCUAGCAACUCCAGUUGCACUUGCAUCAGCGGCCAUUCCUGAAGGUUUAACGCUAGCUUGUGCACUAGCGAUAGCUUACUCAACCAAGAAGAUGGUCGCUGAUCAGGCAGUUGUCAGAAGUCUCUCAGCUUGUGAAGCAAUUGCGUCCGCAACAGUGAUUUGUACAAGCAAGGAAGGCAUACUGACUGAAAACUCUCUGCAGGUCACCCAAUUUUGGCUAGAUGAAGAGUAUAUUGGAAGAGAUAGUUUCUCCUCAUUUGCACCAGAAAUUCUUCAUCUGCUUCAUGAGGGAAUGGCUCUGAACACUACCAAGAUCCCACCAGGAUCUUCAUUUGAACACAUUGAGGAUCUAGUUCAAAAUGCAAUUUUGGCCUGGGGAAUCAAAAGCAUGAAGAUGGAUGUAGAACAACUGAAAAAAAGCUGUACAAUUGUCCACGCGGAAAGCUUCAACUCAGAAUACCAGGGGCGUAUUUUGAUUAGGAGGAAUGCUGACAGCAGAGUGCAUAUGCACUACAAAGGAACUCCAGAGGCAAUACUGGACAUGUGUUCACGUUAUUACAAGAAGACCGGGGAUAUCAAAGAUAUAAAUGAUGAUGCUAGAGCAGCUUUGCAGCGAACAAUUAAAAAGAUGGAAAUGGAUGGUUUGCACUGCGUUGGUUUUGCAUAUAGAAGUGUGACAGCAGAACAUCAGAUUGAUCACGAAGGGCAUUUCCAUCCCAACCUCAAAGAAGAUGAUUCAAUUUUAUUAGCAUUUAUAGGCCUGAAAGCUCCAUGUAGAAAACAAGCAAGGAAAGCUGUGAUGGACUGCCAAGAUGCUGGGGUAACCAUCAAAAUCUUUACAAAGGAUGAUAUCCGCACAGCUCGUGCAUCAGCUAUUGAUUGUGGUAUAAUUGAUCCUAAUCAUGAAAUUUCCACUGGAGAAGUCAUAGAAGGAACAAAAUUCCAAGAAUAUGCUGAAGAUGAAAGAUUGGAGAGAGUUGAAAACAUUCGUGUGAUCACAAGAGCCUCAACAUUGGACAAGCUUCUGAUGGUACGAUGCUUGCAAAAGAAAGGUCACGUUGUUGCAGUUACUGGAGACAGAGAGGGUGAUGCCGAAGCUCUUAGAGAAGCCAAUGUGGGGCUUUCACUGGGUAAUCAAGUAACUGUCACAGCAAGGGACAACUCGGAUAUUCUCAUCAUGGAUGACAACUUUGCUUCCAUAGCUAGAGUUCUAAAUUGGGGAAGGACCACAUACAACAAUGUUCAGAUAUUCACCCAAUACCAACUAACAGCAACUAUUGCUUCUUUGGUGAUAGACUUUGUGACAGCAAUUUCAGCUAGCGAGCCCCAGAACAUCAACAUUGUCACAGUAAUUUCAGCAGGCAAUGUUCCCUAUGCAACACUUCAGGUUCUUUGGGUAAAGCUGAUCGUGGGCACGUUAGCAGCUCUUGCUCUCACUAUAGACAGGCCUGGAACAAAGCUCAUGCAGCAGCCACCAACUAACCAAAAUGAGCCAUUUAUAACCAAUACUAUGUGGAAGAAUAUAGUGGGCCAAGCUCUGUACCUGAUCUCAGUGUUGCUGACCAUCCAAUACCAAUUAAGUGACAAGGAAAAGGACACCAUGAUCUUCAACAUCUUUGUGCUUUGCCAACUAUUCAACAUAUUCAACCUGAGAAAGUAUGAAGGGAAUCUCCUCAGUGAGCUAAGAACAAAAAGCUUAUUUUGGGUGAUAGUGGGAAUGAUAGUCAUUAUUCAAGUUGCAAUGGUAGAAAUGUUUGAGAAGUUUGCAUCUACAGAGAAGUUGAAUUGGGAGCAGUGGAAAACGUGUAUUGGGAUAGCUGCUCUAUCAUGGCCAGAAGGUGAGACUGAUACAAUGCAGUUAGUUUCUUUACAAGAUCAGUACACUCCAGUUAGUUUCUUUACAAGAUUAGUACACACUCUAUGGCAAUUGGUGAAGAUCAUAAGAAAUCUACACAAUGUUAAAGGAAAUCUCGAUAACAACUUGAAUUCUGUGCCACAAAAUAUUCAGUUAAGAAAGUGA